UGGAUAAGGCACUGGCCUCCUAAGCCAGGGAUUGUGGGUUCGAGUCCCAUCUGGGGUGAAAUACUUUUCCAUUAUAUGAAGAAGAAAACGGAGAAAUAUCAUACAUCACUGAUCAUAUGACUUUGAGAUCAAACUCGGGAGUUACAAUAGCUAUCCACCAACCCUGUAACAAAAUAGUUGGAGAAUGAUCAGAAGGGGUGGGUUUUGAGUUUGUAUUAUUCAAUGACGGCGACAUCCUGAAUGAAAUCUAUGCUUCGAGUGCCAGCCAAUUGAAUGAAUUGAGGUUUCAGAUCCUCCAAUCCUCUCACAGCUACAAAUCCUAAUACGCCCUCAGUAGCACCUAUAACUUAGCCUAGACCUGGGGGUUUACGUAGCGUGUCCACAAUUUUAUAUUACUGGGUUAUAGGCAACCUAGUAGGCCUAGUGAGUCUACAUAGUCCACUCUACUUUUCUUAGACUUAACACUUUUGCUAAAUAAAACUGACACGAUGGGAGCUUUGCGUGGUCAAAACCUGAUCAUCAUUCAGUGCGUCUUGGCUGCCACCUGUCAAGGAAUUCUUGAGAUACAGAGAGCCACGGUAUAUUGGGAUGCUACCCAGAAGACAGUUUAUUUGAGAAAAGGUAUCAUGGACAGCAUGGGGGAUGCCUAUGGAUACUUCAAUGACAGCUUGUCCAUCACCGGCUGGAAUGUGCUAGAAAUAAAAGCUGGGUAUGGAAAGAUCCGCCAACCAGAUGAGGUCACAUUUUUCAUAGCUGGAUACCUGGAAGGUCACCUCACUGCAGAGCAGAUGUUCAGUCAUUACAUUAACAUGUACCCUCAGCUGAUAAAGGACAAGCGAGUCCUGGCACCCUUGAGAAAUUUUCUGAGAGAGCAGGAUGCAUGGACCAGAGAGCAAGUGAAGCAGAACAAGAAUGACCCCCUGUGGCAGCAUGCAGGACUGGUUAUUGCCCAGUUGGACGGGCUCCAAGCGGGUGCAGCGGACUGGGCAAAAAAACAGCAGAGACAGUCGCUGUCUAUGUUUGCCAUACAGUUCCUCAAUGCAGUUGGGGACCUACUGGACUUAGUCCCAGUCCUGAGAUCACGCAGAUUCAGCCUCUCUGACUUAUUCAGCAAACCAACCAUGGGUCACUGUUCAGUUCUCAUCAAGAUGUUACCAGGCUAUGAAAACCUCUUAUUUGCUCACUCGAGCUGGUAUACAUACGCUGCCUCCAUGCGCAUCUACAAGCACUGGGACCUUAGACUGUCCAGUGCAGACGUAGCCACGGGCAAGAUGUCCUUCAGCAGCUACCCUGGCCUUCUGACGUCGCUCGACGACUUUUACCUGCUGGGCAGCGGGCUGCUCAUGACCCAGACCACAAACAGCGUCUACAACAACUCCCUCUUCUCCUCGGUGACGCCACAGAGCUUGCUCGCAUGGCAGAGGGUGCGCUUGGCUAACGCCAUGGCACGGACUGGUGAACACUGGGCUAGUAUUUUCUCAAAGUAUAACUCAGGCACCUAUAAUAACCAGUACAUGGUGGUAGACCUGAACAGAGUGACGUUGGGCAGAAAGAUUGAUGAUGGGGCUCUGACUGUGGUCGAGCAGAUCCCUGGUCUGGUGGUUUCCUCAGAUCAGACCCAGGCUCUCCGACAAGGAUACUGGGCGUCCUACAAUGUGCCUUUUCAUCGGGAUAUCUACAACCUGAGUGGCUAUGAACUGAUGUGGAGCCAAUUGGGGGAAGACUACUCCUAUGACCUCUGCCCAAGAGCCAAGAUCUUCCGCAGGGAUCAGGGCAGAGUCCUUAGCUGGGCCUCCAUGAAACAUAUCAUGCGAUACAAUAACUACAAAAAAGAUCCAUAUGCCAAGGGACACCCCUGCAAAACCAUCUGCUGUCGCAAUGAUUUAAGGAUUAGGAGACCGCAUCCUACAGGCUGUUAUGACACUAAGGUGACCGACUAUCUUCAUGCGCAGAAAUUUGUUGCUGAAGCAGUGAGUGGACCCCCCACACAGGGUGGACUUCCCCCCUUCUCCUGGGAACGCUUCAACCGCACCUCUCACAUGGGCCUUCCACAGAUGUACAACUUCAGCUUUGUUACCAUGCAGCCCCUUCUGUUCACACCCUGACCUAGUCCACUAUAGACUCCAGCUCCCAGUGGCCCAUCUUAUGGAAGAGACAUUACACUGGUCACACCAAAUGACUAUUUUAUAUACACAAUGACUAUAUAAUACACUCAUUGG
Messenger RNA from Alosa sapidissima (American shad), 2219 nucleotides. Its product is annotated as phospholipase B-like 1. Gene Ontology annotation, cellular component: extracellular region. The coding region runs from base 489 to 2105 and encodes 538 amino acids. Lineage: Eukaryota; Metazoa; Chordata; Actinopteri; Clupeiformes; Clupeidae. Gene Ontology annotation, molecular function: glycerophospholipase activity. The record is from RefSeq and is a predicted model, not a curated record. Gene Ontology annotation, biological process: phospholipid catabolic process. The transcript has 11 exons.